UAGUGUGGAGGAUCCCGGGAGUACAGGACGCGCUGAGCGGUGGAUGUUCGUGGAGGUCCGGCAGCAGCACAGCCGCCUCCUCCGGCCCGGUUCCGGAGCUCCGAGCCGAUGAUGUGAUUUCUCCUUCAAUCUCAUUUUGAUUUUUCUGCUUUUUUAUUUUUUGUUGUGUUUUUUUUGAGCCGUUCUCGUGAAUCCGGUUCCGCUGCGUCUCCUAACUUUGGGCCACCGGAGACAGCCUGCCGCCGCCACAGACCGGGAGAGGAGGAGGAGGAGGAGGAGGAGGAGGAGGAGACCUGACACCGAGCAGAGAGCUAUAUUUGUCCGCUUCACCGUGUGUGUGAGCGGGGAGCUCCGCUGGUCAACACCGGAGCGGAAGACGGGAGAAGACGGAGCGGCGGGAUUUAGGCUGAAUACCGGGAGCAGGGAUCCGAACCGGGAGGAGAUUUAACGAUCUCGAAGGUGCUCGGCACAAUGGGACUCCUAAACCUCUGAGGGGGCGAGCACAAAGAGACAAGAGGGGGAAGAGGAAGAAUAAAGCCGAGGGAGGGGGAAAGAGCGGACAAAAGAGGAGGAGGAGGAACAGAAGAAGGAGGGGAGAUUGUUGCCCGGCGCCAGGCGAGCAGAAAAGCUUUUCGUCUGAAGAGUGGGCGGAGAGGGUGAGGGAGGGAGGGAGAUUUGAAAAGAGGGAUUUGCUCUAUCUGUCGGGGGUGCAUGCUCCCCCUUCAGUCCCCCCCUCCCACUUGGACAUCCUCCUUUUUAUUUUUCUUUCUGCAUCAGCGACGAGCCGACAAAAGGUGAAGAAUGCGCAAUAAACUGAGUUUGGGAAGCCUCGGGGCGAGCGGGGGACUCGACGUGAGACUACCCAGGACUAAAGCCUUGCUGCUGGGCUUGGUUCUCGCCGUGGCGGGCUGGUACCCUCCGCUGGUCCGUGCAGAGGUGGAGAUCGACGUCCUGGGCGAGAUGCUGUUAGAAGGUGAGAGGGUGGGCAGAACGAGCGAGCUGGAGGCCUCCAUGCACUCCUCGUUCCUUCGGGACUUCCAGGAGGUGACAGAAGGUAUCCGGGCGAUGGAUGCUGUCGCCGUAGAGACCGGCGAGACGGCGGUGACUCAGCAGAACGCUGAGGCCGCACCCACCGCCUUCCCGGACUCCUCCGCAGUGGUGGGUCGGAUCUUCCAGAUGAAGGUGCCAAACAAGAUGGAAGAUUACCUGGGAGACAUUGUCAAGAUCACAGAGAUGGGGAAGGCGUCCCUCCCCGGCUGGCUGCACUGGGACGCCAGCAGCAGAAUCCUGCAGGGUCUACCUUUGGAGGAGGACAAAGGUGUCCAUUACAUCUCGGUUUCCAUCUCCAACCACACAAAGUCCUCCACCUCUUCAGAGGUAUUCUCCAUUGAGGUACACCCUGAAGAUCAUUUGGACGCAGAUUCGGCGCAGCUGGCAUCCAACCAGGCCUCCGCUGAAGAUGAUGUCCAGCCAUUCAUGUGUAGCAACGAGGAGCCGGUCACGGUGCUGACGGUGAUCCUGGAUGCCGAUUUGACCAAGAUGAGCUCAGAACAGAGGGUGGAACUCUUGAAUAACAUGAGGAGCUUCUCUGGGGUGGGGCUCCAGCACAUGAAGAUACUCCCUGUGGUCAACAACAGGCUGUUCGACAUGUCUGCAUUCAUGGCUGGGCCAGGCAAUGCAAAGAAGGUGGUGGAGAACGGAGCUCUGUUGUCCUGGAAGCUCGGCUGCUCACUGGAGCAGAGCACCGUUCCGAAUAUCAACAGCGUCCAGGGUCCCGCAAAGGAAGGCACAAUGUCAGCCAGGCUCGGCUACCCGGUGGUGGGAUGGCACAUCGCCAACAAGAAACCUCAUGUCCCUAAGCGGGUGAGGCGCCAGUUAAACAACACUCCAACACCUGUUCUGGUCGUGCUCCCUCCAACAACUGUAGUGGAGCCUCCAGUGAGGAUUAUCCCAACCCUCUCCUCUCCCUCCAUUGCUGCACCAACCGAAAGUUCUGCUCCACCUGUAAGAGGCCCUGUUCCUCUACCAGGCAAGCCCACAAUCAGAGUCCGUGACCCCAUUGCCCACACUCCAACCCUGGGACCCCCUCAACCAACAAAAGUACUGGAGACCACCAGCACCAUUCCUAUUCAGCCAACCGUGACCAGGCCGACUUAUGUGGAGGCCACUGCCACACCACCCACACCUACUAGAAGAACUACAAAGAAACCCAAGAGACCGAAAACUACACCGGCACCCAGAGAGCCGAAGACUUCCACAGCCAAGCCACCCAGGCGCACUACACCACCAUCACCUGCUGUCCUCCCGGAUCCCUACAACGAGAGGCCAAUCUUGAAGAACCCCAUUGACCAGGUCAAUGCAUUGGUGGGCACCUAUUUCGAGGUAAAGAUCCCUCUUGAUACGUUCUAUGAUAAAGAGGAUGGCCCAACAGACAAGCUGCGUCUAACUUUGAGACAGAACCACAAUGAAGUGGUUGGAGAGAGCUCCUGGAUCCAGUUCAACACCACCAACCAACUUCUCUACGGCCUGCCAGACAGCCAGCACGUGGGAAAACAUGAAUACUUCAUGCAGGCAACUGACAAAGGUGGCCUGAACGCAAUUGAUGCUUUUGAGGUCCGUGUGAAUCGCUGGCCCGCCAACGACAAGACCCCUGUGAUCUUCACAGCCCGACUCGAUGGUGAGCCUCGUUCGGUAACAAAUGACAUCCACAAGAAGAUUCUUCUGGUCAAGAAGCUGGCAUACGCACUGGGAGACCGCAACAGCAGUCGAGUCAGUCUGAGAAAUAUCAGCAAAGGGUCAAUUGUGGUGGAGUGGACAAACACCAGCCUCCCACAGCACCCAUGUCCAAAGGAGCAGCUCACGACCAUGAGCAGGAUGCUCGCCAACUCUGACGGAAAACCCUCGCAAACCUUCAGAUACUCUAUGGAGCCUGAAUUCAGACCGCUGGAUGUCCAGGUUAAGGGAAGGGCAAGCUGCAAAACAUAUUCCUUCAUCCCUCCGAGAGAGAUCCCUGUAACCGAAUCUCCUCCAGUCACUCCAGCUCUGGGAACAGGCCGGCAGAGCACAGAUGACGUCUAUCUCCACACAGUCAUUCCCGCCGUGGUGGUGGCGGCGAUCUUGUUGAUAGCUGGUAUCAUUGCGAUGAUCUGCUACAGGAAGAAACGGAAGGGCAAGCUGACCAUCGAGGACCAGGCCACCUUCAUCAAAAAAGGCGUGCCGAUUAUCUUUGCAGAUGAACUUGAUGACUCGAAGCCUCCUCCAUCUUCCAGCAUGCCCUUGAUUCUACAGGAAGAGAAGCCUCCACUUCCACCUCCUGAGUACCCCAACAUGGCCACACCGGAGACCACUCCCCUCAACCAGGAGUUGCUGGGGGAGUACACGGCUCUGCGGGACGAGGACCCCAACGCACCUCCCUACCAGCCACCGCCUCCCUUCACCACUCCCAUGGAGGGCAAGGGCUCCCGUCCAAAGAACAUGACUCCGUACAGAUCUCCACCUCCCUACGUGCCGCCUUAAGACUUGUUUAACCCUCCCCUCGACAGGUGGAGGGAGAGGAUGCCUGAGGAACUGUGAUGGUUUCCAUUUUGGUGUUUGUCUGUCUGGACAUUUACAGGGAGAGAUGACAAGAGGUGCUAAAGUACAAACAGCUACAGGGGACAAAGGUUUGGGAGGGGGAGUCAUGAGUCGGGUGGGUUUACAGUAGACAGAUGGGAUGAUUGGUUAAACUGCUGGGAGGGACUACUGUUUUUGUGGUAGCCCAGCUACUACAGUGGCCUAAGACAAACAAAUCCUCGUCACAUUUCGGAUCCAUCAGUUGGUCAGAAGCGACGAUGGGGAGACGUGUUCUCCCUUCCCAGCAUUUCAUUUUUUAACGUACUGGCUUUUAUUUGGUUUAGUUCGUCUCUCAUUAUCCAAACGUCCUUCUUCUUUUUUCCUUUUUUUCUGGACUGAACGUUUGCCUAACAGCUCUUCAUUUGUCUUGCUUUUAAACGAUACGAGAAGACUGCCACCGCCGGAUGUCCGCGGGCACACGACUCGUAUUUUUAAUAAGGAGUGAGACUCUUUGAGGAUCUGCGAUCACCCCUGCAGACGACCUGAGAGAAUGGGAGGCCGAAGGUGUGUGUGUGUGUGUGAGUGAAUGAGUGUGUGUUUAUUCAAAUACGGUUUGCCUUUUAACACUAGUUGUCUGUUUCUAUCCUUAUUCACAGUGUCUAGUAAAGAUGAGAAUAACAAGGUAGCCUAAAAAAAAGAUUUAGAGAUGAAUAAUAAAUAAUUUGUUUGUUUCAUUGGUUUUAAAAUUCACUGUAUAUCUGGAAGAUGUUCUGAUAGAUUGUGUUCUAUUUUUUUGGGUGGUGGAAGAAAGGCACUGCCUCGCUAAGAUAACCUGCAGGAGCUCUUUAAUUCCUGUCAUGACGAUUAGACUUCAGAGAAACGCCUUCCUCUGACGAGGAGACGAUGAACUACUGUUUUUUAUUAUGAGAAUAUGGAACUAACUUGUAAAUUCAGAGUUUAGUUUGGAUCUGGAUGCAGUUUUUAUGCAGAUUUGACCUCAGACUACAUUCAUCCAGUACAUCCAACGUAAACAGGAAAAGGACCCCCUUCAGUUUAUUUUGGAGCAGGGAUAAUUAUUUUUUUAUGUAACGAGGCAGUUCAUGCUCAGAGGAGGAACUGUGUGUGCCAUGGAGACUCUCCCAGGUGGGAUUGUACAGAUUCACGUUUAGAGGUCGCAGAGGAAGGAACAAAAAUAACCUUGAAUGAAUUUCCAGUAAUUAAGUAAAAAUCAGUCAAUUCUAAUUUUUUUACAAAGUUUUUUGAUACAGCCUCAAAUUGUUUGAUUAUUAAAAGAAAACAUGAUCAAUAAUUAGUCUUCUGUGAUUUGUAAGAUCUUAGCCUAGAAGUUAUGAUUCACUUAUGUACACCUUUUUUUUUUUGUUGUUGUCAUGGGUCACAUAUUUCAAAUGUUUUCAUUUUAUCGUGUGUUUGUUUGCAUAUCGAAAAUGUAUCUCCCGAC
Messenger RNA from Larimichthys crocea (large yellow croaker), 5011 nucleotides. It is a transcript of the gene dag1, whose product is annotated as dystroglycan 1. Gene Ontology annotation, molecular function: calcium ion binding; laminin binding. Gene Ontology annotation, cellular component: dystrophin-associated glycoprotein complex; sarcolemma; dystroglycan complex. The record is from RefSeq and is a predicted model, not a curated record. Gene Ontology annotation, biological process: nerve development; axon guidance; muscle attachment. Bases 802 to 3516 code for a protein of 904 amino acids. NCBI's taxonomy places the organism in Eukaryota, Metazoa, Chordata, Actinopteri, Sciaenidae. The transcript is spliced from 4 exons.